Austrofundulus limnaeus is the source of this 295-nucleotide messenger RNA. Its product is annotated as CCR4-NOT transcription complex subunit 11. Gene Ontology annotation, cellular component: CCR4-NOT complex. The record is from RefSeq and is a predicted model, not a curated record. Lineage: Eukaryota; Metazoa; Chordata; Actinopteri; Cyprinodontiformes; Rivulidae.
GUCACUUCCGUCCCGAGUUCAUCCGCCCGCCGCCACCUCUCCACGUGUGCGAGGACGAGCUGGCCUGGCUGAACCCCACCGAGCCGGACCACAGCAUUCAGUGGGACCGCUCUAUGUGUGUGAAGAACAGCACCGGCAUGGAGAUCAAACGCAUCAUGUCCAAGGCCUUCAAGAGCCCACUGUCCGCCCAGCAGCAGUCUCAGGUGGGUCGCUGCCUCGCCACGUCACAUGACAGCAUUAUUUCAUUCAGACAGCAGCUGAGAGGACACACCCCUGAGUUUGAGUUCCUGUGUGU